ACCGCUGCAUCUGGCACAGAGCCAAGAGGAGCCCAGCUCUGGGACAGGUGGCUGGCAGUGCAGGGUGCUGGGCAUCCGCCCAGCCCCCGCCCUGGGCGCGGGACCAGCUGUGGAACAGGAACUCCGGGCACUCGGGCUGGAGAACUAAUAUUUGUGCAAGUGCGGCAAGGACGCCCUGGCUCCGAGGACGCACGAGCCCCAGGCCUCGAACGCUGCCCCCAUGCGGACCCUCUCCUUUCUCUCGCGGCGGCCGUCGCCGAUGCUGCUGCUGCUGCUGUCGCCAUGGUCAGUCUGUGCCCACGUGUCCGCCGCGGCCGCCACCUCGGGAACCCCAGGCACCCCGGACUGCCCGGAGGCGUGCGCGUGCGCGCCGGGCGGCCAGGCCAACUGCUCGAGGCGCGAGCUGCCCGCCGUGCCUGCGGGCCUGAGCCGGCGCGUGCGCGCGCCGCUGCUGGACCACAACCGUGUGCGCGCGCUGCCGCCGGGCGCCUUCGUGGGCGCUGGCAUGCUGCUGCGCCUGGACCUGCGCGAGAACGGGCUGCGCUGGGUGCACGCGCGGGCCUUCUGGAGCCUCGGCGCGCUGCAGCAGCUCGACCUCAGCGCCAACCAG
Suricata suricatta (meerkat) is the source of this 610-nucleotide messenger RNA. It is a transcript of the gene LRRC26, whose product is annotated as leucine rich repeat containing 26. Gene Ontology annotation, cellular component: voltage-gated potassium channel complex. Gene Ontology annotation, molecular function: transmembrane transporter binding; voltage-gated potassium channel activity; potassium channel activator activity. The annotation marks the transcript as partial. NCBI's taxonomy places the organism in Eukaryota, Metazoa, Chordata, Mammalia, Carnivora, Herpestidae. The record is from RefSeq and is a predicted model, not a curated record. The transcript has a single exon.